AUGUCCAAUCAUAUUAACAUCUUGAAAGAGGAUAUACUACGAUUAGAUAGGACUAUGGAUGGAGAGAAGGAUAGAAGAGAUGUAGGUGGUGAUGGUAGCGACGGUGAGUAUGACACCAAGUAUCAUCACUUUCAGGGUAUAUCUAAAGCGCAAGAAAAAAGAUUACAAGAUCUGGAUAAGAGGCUACGAGAGGCGAUAGAGGAGGAACAACGUUCAAGGAGGGAGUCUGAGAAUGAACUUGUUAUUAAGUUGAAGAGUAUGACUGAUGGUAUGAGACAUGAAUUAGAUGAGGAAUUAAAAGAUAAGGAAGCAACAGAGGAGUCUGCCUUACGUACCUGCAUAGAGGUAUUAUUAUAA
This is a messenger RNA of Perkinsus marinus ATCC 50983, 357 nucleotides long. RefSeq lists its product as hypothetical. The record is from RefSeq and is a predicted model, not a curated record. Bases 1 to 357 code for a protein of 118 amino acids. Lineage: Eukaryota; Perkinsozoa; Perkinsida; Perkinsidae. The transcript has 4 exons.